UAUGCCAGCAUCGUUGUAUUAAUUAAAAGAAAAGAUGAUUAAGCCUGCUUCCCUCCUCUUCAUGUUCCUUUUGAUUACCAGUUAUAGAUACCAGUCUCAUCCUCUGAUGACAGAAGCAAGACCACUCUCCAUCAUCCCUCAGCAAAAAUAUCUAAGUAGUUUCGAUACACUUGGAAUGAUAUGUAAAUGUUGUGAUCUUCCUAAGAACGAAUGCACAAGCAAAUGGAAUGGAUCUUGUUCUAAUAUCCAAUGCAUUCCUUGGAGAUUUCAUUGACGUCUUUUCAUAUUUCUCAUCCAUGUAUCAUAUAUAGAAUUUUUUUUUUGGUUUAGAAUUGCAGCUUUUUGCAUAUUGAUGUGUAGGAAGGAGAUAUCUUACUGAUUCUCACCUUCUUAUGGCUGCUACAAAAUUAGAAAUAUCAUUUAGAAGACUAACAAUAUUGUAAGUACUUGAAUAGAUGAUUAAGACCCACUUCUUGCGAGAAGGUUUUGCACC
Lactuca virosa is the source of this 493-nucleotide messenger RNA. Lineage: Eukaryota; Viridiplantae; Streptophyta; Magnoliopsida; Asterales; Asteraceae. The record is from the annotation of a GenBank genome assembly.